Molecule: messenger RNA, 1014 nt
Organism: Mesorhabditis belari
Lineage: Eukaryota; Metazoa; Nematoda; Chromadorea; Rhabditida; Rhabditidae
Source: the annotation of a GenBank genome assembly
AUGGCCACCCCGACGCCGACAAAGAUUCUCAACCCACAACCCUGGGAAGUUUCAAGCGCACAAAAACAAUACGCUCAGGGAUUUAUUGAUGCCCUUCGUCACAUUCAACAACUCGAGAAUUUCAAGUAUGACACGAAUUUGGUCUCUCCAUCUUUGGUCGCUCCAAUCUUGAGCACACAAUCCGAACUCUUGCGAAGCCCGCUUUUAUCCCCGACGGCACCAUUAGAUCUCCAAGCUGUCAUGCAAGCUCUAGGCGGCAAUCCGUUGACUCCAGUCUGUUCGGCGCCGAGCCUUCUCCUAUCCAAAAACGAGUCAAGUCUCGUCGAUUCGGCUACGACAAGCGCCUCGUUGACCUCGACGCUAAGCCAACUACCGCCCGCUUUUCUACAGGCCUCCUCUCUGCCGGUGCUGCCCUCACUCGCCCCGUCGACCACUGCGAGCACUCCAUCCUCCUCCUCGUCAUCUUCAAUUCCAUCGUCAUCCACUCUUCCCACAAAUCUUUCCCUUCCCGCUCCGUUGCCUCAUUUCUUCAAAAAUAAUCACCAAAUGAUGAGCGCGCAAUUGGAUCUGAAGCCGACGCCUCCGCCAAUCGUUGAAAUGCCCGUCAAUCGAGAGAUCAAAAUUGAGAUCCCUGCACCUCGUGCCGGUUCCGAGGACUCAAUGUCCUCUCGCUCAUCGUCAACUGGCCCAUCAUCGUCAGGCGCACGGUUUCACUCAUCCCGCGAUGAUCCAAUGGAUGGUAUUCAUGUUGAUGAGCAAGAGCGCCGGAAACUCGAACGAAAACGUCUCCGCAAUCGGCAAGCUGCCAGCAAAUGUAGACAAAAGAAAUUGGAGAGAAUUGCUGAAUUAGAAAUUCAAGCCAAUGAGGAAAAGCUCCGCUCUGCAGCACUUGAUGGUGAUUUACAGAGACUGCGGCAUUGCUUAGAGGAUUUGCAGAAAAAGGUAGCCUAUCACCAACAAAAGGGUUGUCCAUCAGCGUAUCCACGAGGAAAUGUGAAAAUCGGGAAUGGACAU